AUGGCGUCGUCUCUCGCCGCGCAGCUGUCGCAAGUUGCGGCCAAAGCAACCCAUCAGUUCGACCUGAAAGCCCAGAGAUCAGCUCACGCCCAAUCGCUGAUAUUUGAAAAGAAGGUUGCUAGUACACAGGAUUUUGAUACGAUUUACCAGUUGUACUAUGAAGGGUUCCAGGAAUUAUGCGCUCUCGACCCUCGAUUUCAGCCCUUCCGCCAAAAUCUUUUCAGUGAACAGAGCAAAGUCGAAGACAGAAGCCAGAUGACAGCCGCGCAAAAUAAGGAACUAGAUGUUGUCAUAGAAGACUUCCUGGCGUUGGCUGGUGGUCGACUUCUUCUCAACCCGGCCGUGAAGGCUGUGGACUGGCUUGUUCGUCGAUUUCGCGUACAUGAACACAAUACUCGUGCCAUGAUUCUUACGUUUCUGCCUUACCAUACGACGCCCUUAUUCCUCAAUCUUCUGUCCAUCUUGCCGGAUAACCUGACGACCACCUUCAAGAUUCUACAUCCAUAUAAGCGAAGCUUGAUUCUGCCUACACGAACCUCCAUUGUACACAGUGCCUCAACGAAUAAAGAGUUUUUCUCUGCCUUGAAUAGCCAUGUUAUGCAGGUCAGCAAAGCUAGAGCGCAUUAUCAAGGCCUGAUUUCUUUCUGGGCCGGUAUUAUGACGGAGGCUCUCUCCACAAUGUUUGACUCCGCGCAAUCAGGGAGAACAGAAGUCGAACGCCGAAAUAAGGAAGAUGUUUUAAUUAGUAUUUUACCAACGCUUAGCACCGGUCUGUCAUUGAAAAAGGCACCGCAGCUUGUUAUUGCUUGCUACAUGCUGUGUGUUGUCUUGGCCAACAAGGGCUCUCUAAGUGACAGUGCUAUCGAUAGCUUGAUGGAGGCUGUGGCAGGAUCUUGGACCCGGGACACCAUAACUUCAGGAAUCACAUGUCUCGCAGUGAUCUUUCGACAAAAGGAACAACUACAGCUUCCAAAACCUGUGGUCAAGUCAAUUCUUCGGCUGGAGGAUGCGGCUGAUGUAUUUUCAGGUCUCGCAACAACUAAUUCAAUAGUCCGUCUGCUCUCUGGCCUGGCAAAUGUACUCCUAGAACUUGAUAAUGGGGAAAUUGCAGCUAAGUCUGUAUCUCUUGUUGGCCAGGUGCUCCAGAGGGAUUCAAUGGGCACGGAGGACAAAAAGCAGGUGAUAAUAGCACUCCUAAAGACUAUUGAGAAAUCCCAUGGUAAGGGUUGCAUGUCGGAGGAAGUACGCCAGCUUGCAUCGGAUACGCUUGCAACGUUUGUCGAGUCCAGGGAACUUGACCCUGUACUUCAGAAAGCAAUCGCUGAAUCCAACAUCGAUAUCAAAGCCUUGGAAAUGACUCUUCAGCUCGCCAUUGAUAACAACGUGGGGCCUGCAGAAAUAGAAGACGUUGAAAUGGAGGAUGGCCCUGAGAGCAACGCCCAAGAUGAGGAGUUUGCAGCCGCAAUUACAUCUCUAUCCCAGCGGCGGAGCCAAAAACCAGAAAAUUUCCUCGUCGAGUCCCCUUCGCCUCUCUUUAGCGAGCUGGUUGUUUGUUUCACCCAAGCAACGACAUCCGCGAAUAAACUGGGGGCAUUCCUCAAUCUACCAAUCCUUCGCAGAGAUACCAGAUUCAAGGACCCGACUUAUUUCUCUUUUCUUGUGCGGUAUUUUUCCGGCCCUCACCCACCUCUGGCUCGUACCAAGGCCAUCAAUAUAACUACAACAUCCGUUCUUGAGUCAAAUGGCAAAGCUGUUGACCUACAGGCAUUGAUUCCAUAUUCGAUAUCUGCCCUCUCUGACCCGUCAAUACUAGUCAGAAGAGAAGCGGCUGCACUCCUGACUUCCAUCGAUAACCAAUAUUUUUCCCCUGACAUUGAGGAUGCGCCUUGGGGCCAAGGUAUCAUAUAUGGUGACAACGAACAGUCAAAAGCUGUACAGUGGCUACCUGGAAAAGAUCUUCAUGCCGUCAUCGAUAAAGGGUUUCUGCCUGGUUUAGAGGAGUGCAUCCUCGAUUACUCUCGGGUCUCCGAAACAUUUAUGCAGACCAUUAAAGGAACUUCAGAUGGUGGAUCAGAGCUGAAGAAAUCAGCUCGCCGGGAUUUCUUCUCCUUCAUUUGCUCACAUAUCAUCAAUACGCCGCUCUUUGCUACAAAGCUCAGACUCCUGUCUAUUGUCAACAGAGUCAGCAAAAUUGGGUCUACUCCCCGUACUCAAUUCUUGUCGCCCAUGCUCGAGCAAUGCAGAGCAAUUGAUUCGGAGAAAAUAAAUCGUAUCAAUACUCAAGAACACGUUUCAAUACAGGAGAUAGAGCAACAAGCCCUCUCCAUCAUCUAUCCAAAAGAUCCAACUACCAUAUCUACCCUUCUAUCAUUAUUGAAGGACAGCCCUCGCUCCACGAGACCUUCGUUCAUUGGAGCUAUUUUUGGCCGUAUGAAAGAUACCUGGCCAUUCUUAGAUGAGGAGAAAGAGCUUUUUGCAUCAGAGACUUUGCUGGAUAUGUGUCUUUCUACUAAGCCCCAAGCCGAGGACCUAGCCGAUUCUAGCAAAGAACUCUUACGGUCUGUGGACUUAUCGGGACCGGUUAUUUCCAAAUUUCUCGGCACCGUAACUUCGGCUUCUUUCAAUAUUGAAUCUCAAUCACCUGCACCAAAGAGACGAAGAAUGAGCCAGAGCAACUUGGCCGCCAUGAACCCAGCCAGCAGGGAAGAAGCAAACGUUCCUCUUCGGAGAGUUUCAUUUAUUCUUGAGCUGAUUGACUCUUCCCAGCCUGAGCGAUUCCCCGAACUGCUUGGUGGUCUAUUCCAAACUCUUGCCAUUGUUCAUAAAUUAAAGCUUCAAGUUCGGUCGGAAAUGAGCUACCUUCUCAGCCUCAACCUUGGUAUACUGCUAUCCAUUGUCAAUAAAUACAAGGGAUCACCAAAGAAACUCGAUACCUCUGUCAUCAGAGCUGACCUUAUUAUCGACUGUGUUCGUACAUCUGAGAGCCAACAAGUUCAGAACACUGCUCUCCUUCUUGUUGCAGCCCUGGCGACAGUGGCUCCUGAAAUUGUUCUACACAGCGUCAUGCCCAUCUUUACCUUUAUGGGCUCAAGCGUCCUCCGAAAAGAUGACGAAUACUCAGCCCUUGUUAUUGACCAAACCAUUGACCAAGUCAUUCCUCCUCUUGUCCGUUCCCUCCGAGUUCAAAAGAGGGAUGUGGUUACAGGAACGUCCGAGCUACUGUUGUCUUUCACCACUGCAUACGAGCAUAUUCCCUCAUAUCGCCGUCUCAGGCUCUUUGAAUCACUAGUGAACAAACUUGGCCAGGAGGACUUCCUCUUUGCUGUUUUGGCUAUGCUGGCAACCAAGUAUGGCAUGGAUCGGGAUGUUCUAGUCACUAUGACUGCGCUUGCAUCGAAUGCAGAGGCUCAACUUCAGCUCACUACGUAUGCCCGGUACUUGAGCCUAGUCCAGGACGCACUUCAGCCAAAGCCAACGCUCUCACGCGUUCUUCUUGGAAUUGGAAGUGAAGAUGGAAGAGAACCCCACAAGGUUGCUGUUGAUUUGCUUCAGACAUUAUCCCAUCUGCUCAAGUUCACUUCUCUUGGCAAUAAGAUGGUUCAGUACUUCGAGUCAGACGAUACAGAAGAUGCCAAAAAGGUUCACAACUUAUUCUCUAGUAUGCUAGAGCGUCUUCUAGCCUUGGGUGAAUCCGUUCGUUCCAUCAAGGCCAUCAACAUCGCCUGUGGCGAUGCCCUCGCUACCUUGCUAGGCACACUCUCCAUUGUUGAUUUUAUUGACACUAUCGAGGUACUACUGCAGAGGCCGAAGGAUGACCUGCGCAGACAAGUCCUUCGACUACUUGAGAAUCGUCUGGACAAUAGCAAUGACAGAGAUACAGCAUCCCAAUCAAAGGCUCUCUCUUUCCUGUCUGUUCUUGUGGGUAUUGUCGAAACUUCUCCCGAUAUACUGUUGAAACAUGCGGCCGUUGCCUGUAUGGAGAAGAUUUCAGAAAAGUACGGCAAGAAGAAUCCAGACAAGGUUGUCGAAGCUGCAAUUGUGGUUGCUGGCGAGAAGUGCAUGGGGCUAACAGACAAUCGCAUCCGUAUCAUGGGCUCAUUGUGCCUUGCAUCCAUGACGGAGGUCAUUGCGGAUGCCAUAAUACCUGUUCUUCCUACCGCCCUCCCUCGCUCCUUGGAUCUGUUACAAAGCAGUAUUCAGGAUGGGGAACAAAACUCGGAGUUGCACGAUGCCGUUUAUUCGCUACUCUCUGCACUACUGGUUCAUAUUCCUUACAUGAUCUCACCAGAGGAUUUGGACAGAAUUCUACAGCUCUCCUCAAGUUCAGCCCACGCCAGCUUAUCUGAAGAUUCUGAUGGUAAUCGACAAGAGGCACUUCAGCUAUUGGCGAAACGGGUUGAUGCAAAGGAGGUUUAUAAUGCAGUGGAGCGCAACUGGGACUUCACAGUCUCAAGGGGCUCGAAGGCCGCCAAAGAAACUCUCGAAAUUGUUAAGUUAUCAAUUGAGAAACAUCCCAAGUCUGAUACUAUCAAUAAUGUUCCCGCAAUCUCGAAGCUUCUGUGGAAAUUAUUCGAUUUCCGAAGAGCUCAGCUCAGCUCACCUGCUGGUGAUAGAUUUGAGGAAUACCAGAUUGAUGACAUCGAGGCUUGCAUCAAUGACCUAACGAUUAAGAUGAUAUAUAAACUGAACGAUACCAUAUUCCGCCCGCUCUUCAUGAAACUCACAGAGUGGGCUACGGAGGAAUUAGACAAAUCGGAUUUCUCCGGCAGACAAGCAAGACUUACGACAUUCUACAAGUUCCUCGAGACUUUCUUUGGCACCUUGAAGUCUAUUGUAACUGGUUAUUCUAGCUAUAUCCUUGACAACGUUGUCGACAUUCUGAAAAAUGUGCGGCCAAACACAAAGGAAAACCAGGCAUUAUGGACAGCCGUUAUGCGAACACUUCGAAGCUCAUUUGAGCAUGAUCAGGACGAAUUCUGGCAAUCCCCCAGUCACCUCGGAUCAAUUUCCAGUCACCUUAUCAAUCAGCUAUCCAUAGCUACUAGCAAAUCCUCCUUCAAACUAGCCACAGCCGAAGCAACUCCAACUAUUGUCGCCCUUGCGAUUGCAGCAGACUCCCCCGAUAAUCAAAAGGAGCUGAACACAUAUAUUAUGAAAUAUAUGCGCGCCAGUGGCGGCAAUGCAGAUUCCUGCAGAGGCGCCAAUUCGCUUACGCGACUUGCGGCUGUGAAAUGUGAACAAAGCCUCACUGAAGAGCUAGGGGAAGAGUGGCUUGCCUUGCUGCCUGAGAUGCUGCCAUUCAUCAGCGAAUUGAUGGAGGAUGAUGACGAAAAUGUUGAAAGAGAGGUCAGGAAAUGGGUGCUAAUGAUCGAAGAUAUUCUGGGAGAGAAGUUGGAUGAUAUGCUUGCGUAA
Molecule: messenger RNA, 5412 nt
Organism: Nannizzia gypsea CBS 118893
Lineage: Eukaryota; Fungi; Ascomycota; Eurotiomycetes; Onygenales; Arthrodermataceae
Product: protein kinase subdomain-containing protein
Exons: 8
Coding region: 1-5412 (1803 amino acids)
Biological process (GO): maturation of SSU-rRNA from tricistronic rRNA transcript (SSU-rRNA, 5.8S rRNA, LSU-rRNA); positive regulation of transcription by RNA polymerase I
Cellular component (GO): t-UTP complex; small-subunit processome; 90S preribosome
Molecular function (GO): snoRNA binding
Source: RefSeq, a predicted model, not a curated record